Molecule: messenger RNA, 1695 nt
Organism: Effrenium voratum
Lineage: Eukaryota; Dinophyceae; Suessiales; Symbiodiniaceae
Source: the annotation of a GenBank genome assembly
UGGCUCAGCAAAGAGCGAAGGGCUGGACCGAUCUUCGCACAGGCCAUGGCGGCCUUCAUCGCCCCGGCGCGAACAUUGCGGCCAACAGCGCGGCCGAGCUGGGCCGGUGCCGCGCCGCAGGUGCGCUCGGCCAGGCUGCAUGCGGACGUGAGCACGUACCGCGCCCCUCUGGCACUCGGCGUAGCUGCAGCGCUUCUGAAAAGAAAUGUACGAGGACGGCAGCGGAUUCCAAGGCGGAGCGUCGAGACGCCCAGCUACAGCACACCCAAAGACGCCAAGGAGGCCAUGAUUUUUGCCAAGAAGCUGGCGGAGGCUUUUGCUACUGGAGAUGCCUCGCUGCCCCUCGAGGACACCAUAGGCCUUUUGAAGGACUCCAUCAAGUUCCUGCAUAGCGAGCCAACUCUGGUGCGUAUUGAGGUGCCUGCGGGGGGACAUUUGAACGUGGUGGGGGACGUGCACGGCCAGCUCUGGGACUUCCUCAGCAUCUUCGAGGAGAAUGGCUGGCCCAGCGAGGAGAACCCCUACCUCUUCAACGGGGACUUUGUAGACCGAGGGUCCUACUCAGUAGAGAUCAUGCUGGUGCUGAUCGCUUUUAAGCUGGCGCUGCCCCGGCACUUCUUCCUCUCGCGGGGCAACCACGAGGACGAGAGCAUGAAUCACAGCUACGGUUUCACCGGCGAGGUCUUGACCAAGUACGACACGGACCUGCAGGUCUUCCAGAUCUUUCAACUCCUUUUCGUGUGCCUGCCCUUGUCCCACGUGGUGAACUCGGAGGUCUUCAUCACCCACGGGGGGCUCCCCAGGGAGGAGGCCUCCCUUGAGGAGAUCGCCAGCCUGGAUCGGCUCAAGGACCCGCAAGAGAUGGACGAGAAGGAGAGUAUGCUCUUCACCGACCUUUUGUGGGCGGACCCCAACUCGGGCACAGGCCUCGGGGGCUCGCAGCGGGGCGGCAGUCUGGCCACCUUCGGGUCCGACAUCACCCAGCGCUUCCUGCAGUCGAACGACCUGAGUUUGGUGAUCCGGUCCCAUGAGUGCAAGGACAACGGCUUUGAGUGGGCGCACGACAAGCGAUGUCUCACGGUCUUCUCCGCCCCGAACUACUGCGACGAGGUAGGGAACCAGGGCGCGGUGAUCCGGCUUCGGGCUCAGGAUUCCCCAGGUAUGGACGUCGAGGUGCGGCAGUUCGGGGAAGCCAAGAAGCCCAAGAACUAUGUGGGGUGCAUGGCCUACGCCAGCAACACACCUGGGCUGAUCCGGAAAGCAAUGGAGAAGGCUCUUGGAUGAAUGUCUUCCUUCAGGCUUUGGAAUUGAAUAUACAUAUGGCUGUGGCUCAAAAACAUGUACCAGCAUGGCCCCCUUGGCAAAUGGAGCCAAAGACUAAAACCUGUAUGGCAUGUCCCAUCCAAAACAAGGCGGCCUAUUGCUUUUGCAAGAUGUGGGCGGUGGUUCUUCUUUUGAGUUGGCACGUUACCCUUGGGAUUGUUUUCAACUUUGACACCCAUUUUGAGGGGGGAGGGCCCUAUUUUGACCCACACCCACGUGCAAAGGAUGUUCUUUGACAAAGAUUAACGCAGCCAGUGGAACACGUAGUUGGAACCCACUGGCCACCCCAGCAGGCACCGAAUUCGGCGCUAAAAAACGAGUGCCAGCGCCCGGCCAACGAGUGGCUCAGCGGCCAUGCUUUGUGUUCUGGCA